Molecule: messenger RNA, 3026 nt
Organism: Vitrella brassicaformis
Lineage: Eukaryota; Vitrellaceae
Source: the annotation of a GenBank genome assembly
AUGCAGCGUCUACUCCGUCAUCCGCCCGGCCUACGGCAACCGCCUCCUGCUGCCACGUCAGCUUGUCAAAGACAGGGUCAUUCUAUCAUGCACACUCUUCCCCCUCCUCUGACUCCAUGUCUAUCUGCGGCACAUGAUCCAAAAUCGCCGCGAACCUACGCCGGUUCUCGUCCCCCAGGCCCCUCAGCAGCUUGUCCAGAUAAUGCUGCACCUUGCUGCUCUCACCAAGGCCUCGAUUGAGCGCCCCAGCGCCGUCGCGAUAGGUCUCGAGAUCAUCGACGUAGAGGUAGAGCUUGCUCUUGCACUCUGCCAGCUGCUGCUCGAGGUCCUGGUACCUCUCCUGUAGCUCCUUCUUCUGCGACUCGACCACACGCACAUGCUGCUCCUGGUCACGCUGCAACAGAAACUGCUGGCCCCUCUGGUUUUCCUCGGCCGCUAGCCUCGCCUCGGCCUUCUCCUUCUCCCUCUGCAUGGCGUCCAGCUGCUGCUGCACCACUGUAAUCUGCGCCUGCGCCUCUACAAGCGACGCCGAAACUGUUGAUCGGCGCUGAGCCUCCUCCGUCUGCAGAACGCUCUUCUCGUCGUCCAUCUGCUGACGGAGGGCUUCCAUCGCCGCAGAGUGAUCGCGCUGGGCUGCCUCCAUGGCCAUGGUGUGCCUGGCCGUCUCGUCGGCGAGUCGCAUCUCGAGGUCCAGCUUGUCUUUCCGCAGCUGAGCGUUCUGGCAGUCCAUGGACGCGGUGGUGGCGGUGUCGCUCUGCUGGCAUUCCUCUAUCCGCCGCGUUAGGGUGGCGAGCUGGCGCAGGGCCUCGUCAAGACGAUGGGAUCCUCCCGUGGCCCGUGAUAGUAGCGCCUCCUGAUCGAUCAAAGAAGAGAGCUCAUCGAAGGGUAGGUGUGGUGUAUGCGUGUUUGUGUUGACUGGUAUCGCACCUUGAGUGCGAUGUUCUUCCGAAGCUCUCCGACCUCACUUGUGAGUUGGUGACGCUGACACCCACACACACCGAUGAUUCAUCCAUCCUCCCACCAUCCCCCCGUCCCUCUGUGUGCCCACCUCUUGGUCGCGUGCCCUCCAGAGCUCCUCCAGCUCGCCCUCGAGUGCCCUCACACGCUGCUGAGCCUUCUCCCGCUGAGCGUCGGCAUGGCCCUGCACAUUCCUCAAGGCCUCCUGGUGCCGCGCCCUAUCCUCCUCUCGCUCGCGACGCAGGUCGUCGAGCUGGCUUUUGACACGCUCCAGCUGCCUGCUCUUGUCCUCAAUCAUUGCCUUCAGGUUGGCCACUUCGUCGUCUCUGCUGUCAUCUCGUCGAGUGAUGCGACCAGAGGGGGUGCGGAAGGACGGGCUCUCCUUUCCCUCCUCUCUGGUCUCGGACCGGGAGGCUUUGAGACCGAUCAGGGACGCUUGUGUGGUUCUCAAGUGGUCAAACAGGGUGCCCCUGACCUCCUCGAGCUCAAGCAGCAGUUCCCACAGCACUGGGCCACCGAAACUGGCCAGCAUCUCAUGUUUGAGUGGCCCCUUGGCGCGUUGAAGAUAUGACUCGACCCCCUGCUGCCAGGCCCCGCGGACAUCGACCAGCGACACAGGGGCCGGCAGUGCGGCCGCCGACGCAGAAGCAACAUCUCCGCCGUCAGCUGUUGGCAGAGGUGCGUGUGCGGCAUCCGACGCGUGGGUCACAAAGGCGCUCCGCAGGGAGUGGAAGGAUGACGCCUUGCCCUCGCCAUGAGUGGAUAGCUCUUCCUCGAGAGCCCUCUGACAUAACGCUGCCGAGCGAGUGUGGUUGUCUGCCUGCCGCCUCAACAGCUUCUCGUGGAUAGUCGAGAGGAGACUCUGAUGGAUGAAGUUCCAUGACGGGCUGACCUGCACAAAUGGAAUGACACACGUAUGCAUACGCACAGCCGUCCGUCGACAUCCGCCCUCCCUCCGUCCGUCCGUGUGUGUCUUGCUGGCUGACCAUGUAGCUGGGUAGAACCAGGCCACUCCUCUGUCGAAACCCAUCGAGUGCAGCGUCGCGGGCCUUCUCGUGCAGCACGUACAGCUCGCUCGACUCAAGCGGCACCCCGGUGGCCUUCGCCGGCAGGACGUCAUCGAGGACGCCUUCGAACAAAGCGCAUGCCUGCCGAGAGUACUGCUGGAGCUCCACGAGCAACGCCUCCUGGUAUGGCUCCGACACAGCCAUCAGUGGCGCCGAGUGCGAAGUGUCCGCUGGGGGCUGCGUCGCCGACCACCCGUUUAGCGCCUUGACGAUGGCUUCCGUAAAGGCACAGAGGAGGGAGGGCGGCAUGAGGCGGCCGCACCAGAACCGUUUUGGCGGGCAGGUGGCAGAAAAGAGUGCGUCAGUGAGGGUCGUCUCGCCGCCAGGGAGGACGACGAUUCGUCUGUGGGGAAAGGCCCGCACCACGGGCUCGUCCUGCUCGUCACGGCUGGUCGUGUUGGUGCUGCCGGUGCUGGAAGGGAGCGGGGCAAAACUCAGGGGUGCGAAGCGUCCCUCGAGGCCAGACUCCUCUCCUUCGCCUGUCCUCUCCUUGGCCCACACGAUGCACGGCAUCUCGUCACGGCAGAGUCUCGGUGACCUGGCGGCACCAUCUGCCUGUGGCGGGCGCAGGGUAAGCUGCAGGGCCGUGGAUGUGAGCAGCUCCACCGCGGCCGAUGAAUCGAUCAGCACCACCGAGCUUAUCAGAAGGGCCAGGGAAACCAGCUGGAUUCUUGCCUUGUGAUCAGGGCAGCUGCCCGGCAGACUGCAGAUGAGGACCACCACCAAGUGCUCUGCACUGAUCUCCCGUGGCUGCGGAUGGAUGAGUAUCCCGCUCGGCGGACAAGCAUCGUCAUGGCUGAGUGCUGGGCCGGCGAUAAGAUCUUGAAGCGGGGAUGAAGCUCCGAAGGCCACGAUGCACACGACGCUGACUUUGGGCGUCUUGAGUGAGUGCAGCAAGGCAGCCCCAGGCUGACAUAAUGACAAACGUCGAGUGCCACAAUCAAAGGACACCAAAUGGAGGAAGGACGACCUCGUCAUCUCCUUGGAAGGAGCUCAUUCCCU